AUAUGACAAUCCUGUGCAAAAUGUAUUUUUUAUUUUGUACUUAAUGUAGACAUUCUUUUGAAAGAGAACAUUUGUGAUACGAAAGGAUUACUUUUUUUCAGUUGAUUGGUGUUCUAGCAAAGGGUUCCUGAUGUCUUUGCUUGCUUAGGUGUGUGGAGUUCAGCAGCAUCUUCCAACAUGUCCCAAUGGCAGCGAAUUCAAAUGCUGGACAAGAGUCACAUGAACCAGAUAGAUUGUCUCUACUCAGAUGACUGCUUACCGAUGGAAGUGCGUCAGUAUUUAGCCUACUGGAUUGAGGAGCAGAACUGGAGCCAAGCCGUAGAACUGGACCCCUCACAAGCCAGCUAUCUUUUCCAUACCAUGCUGUCUUUACUGGAUGAUCAGAUCGGACGUCUGGCAUUGGGGGAAGAGAAAAGUGCUAACAUGUUACUCAAGCACAACUUGCGCCGUUCAAAAUUGCAUCUACAGAGCAAGUAUCAAGACCAUCCCCAGGAACUAGCCAUUGCUAUUGAUGCUCUACUGAGACAGGAGAGAGCAAUUCUGUCUGAAGCUUUUGCUGCCUCUCAGGCAAGUGUGGAUCCUCCACGUGAUCCUCCUAUGCCUACCGCACAGCAUAAGAUUGAGGAGCGGCUAAUGGAGAUACGCAAGACAAUUCAGGGCCUGAAAUGUUCGAUUGAGCAACACGGUGAUUUGCAGGAUAAUUUUGAUUUUUGUUUUCGGACACAUUCGCAUUUAGAAAGCACCACUCCGGCUAGUGAGCCUCAGCGGACCAGAACCAUUAACAAGUUACAAAGCAUGUUAAAUAAUUUGGACCGCUUCCGCCAGGAUAUGCUGGACCAAAUCUGCGAACUUCUUGGACGCUCUGCUACUCUAAGAGAUUUACUUCUGGAGGAGGUAGCAGCAUGGCAAAUGCGUCAGCGGUUAGCUUGCAUUGGGCAGAAAUGUGAUACCAGCUUAGGGCGUCUGGAAGAAUGGUUUACUAACAGUGCUGAGAUCCUCUUCCACUUGCUGCAACUAUUAAGGAUGCUAAAUGGGAUGUAUGAAAAAGUGACUUACUUGACAGAUCCCUUCAACAGCCGGUUGCCCCCUCUGCUCAAGACUCUUCAGGAGCAAAUAAUCUGCCUCUUGAAAAGUGCUUUUGUGGUGGAGGUACAGCCUAAGAUGCAAGUCCCCAAUCAACGUCCACUGGUGCUGAGAACCAGCCACAAGUUCUCUGUCCGGGCCAGACUACUGGUAAAACUGCUGGAUCGAAAUAACUCAGUGGAGGUGACGAUUGCCAUUGACCGGGAUGCUACUAAUUUGACUGGGUUCCGGAAGUUCAAUAUUUUAACAUCCAAUACCAAAUCCUUGAUGAUGGACAAUCAAAAGCAAGGACUCGUUUGUGAUUUUAAGUACAUUUCGCUGAGAGAGCAGAAAAUCUCUGGUGCAGGAAAAGGCAACAAAGGGAUUAGCGAGGGAUCAUUGUCUGUCACCGAAGAAUUGCACAUUAUCACUUUCACCCUGGACUACUGCUAUGAAGGUAUCAAGUGCCAGCUGCAGACAUCGACCUUGCCUGUGGUAAUUGUUUCCAAUGCCAACCAGAUCUCCAGCGCUUGGGCUUCCAUUUUAUGGUUUAUUAUCCUCAGCACAGAUGCUAAGAACCAACUGUUUUUCUCCAAACCACCACCUGCCACCUGGAUCCAGCUUUCCACUGUGUUGUCCUGGCAAUUCUCAGCAGCCACUGAGCGAGGCCUGGACAACCAACAGCUCAAAAUGCUGGGAGAAAAACUCUGUGGGCCAGGUGUGAACUCAGAUAGUACCAUCACAUGGGACAAGUUUUCAAAGGAAGCGACUGCCAGCUCCCCAGAGGACAAUAAUUUCAGCUUCUGGACCUGGGUUGAUGGAAUCCUAUUCCUGAUUCAAGAGCAUCUGCUUCAGCUCUGGAACGACAAUCUCAUCAUGGGAUUUGUGAGCCGCAAACAUGAAAAGCGUUUGCUGAAGAAGAAAAGAGCGGGCACCUUCCUAAUACGUUUCAGUGAGAGUACCGCCAAUGGUGGCAUCACCUGUACCUGGGUAGACUUUAACAAUGAGGGUGCUCCCGAGUGCCAGUCAGUUGAGCCCUACACCAGGAAAGAGCUGGAGUUCCUUUCCCUACCUGAUAUCAUCCGAGACUACCAACUCCUGGCUAAGGAGGUCAUCCCAGAGAAUCCACUCCUCUACCUGUAUCCUGACAAACCACGGGAUGAAGCUUUCUGUUCUUAUUACAAAGAACGGCGGGAAGUAAGCACGAUGGAACAAAGAAGAUACUUGAAUCGUCGCCUGAUCAGAGUCUCUACGCAACCAGGAGAGACUCAGACACCAGAUACAAAGGAACUACUCCCUAUAAGCAAUGAGUCGGUCGCUGAUGAACUGGAGAAUCCUGAGUAUAAAGUGGAGGAUCUUCUGAUUGCCAAGGAAGAUCCUUUUCUUUUCCAGUCAAAUGAAGAGCAGCAACCACUCCAGGAAUCUUUCAACCUCCAUGAGAUUCCACAGCUGCAUGUGAAUGACCCAGUUUUCCAAUGUCUGCUUCCUCUUGAGAAUACAAGCACUGGCAUUUCUGGAAAUGAUAUUGAGGAUUUAAUGAACCUUUAUGCUAAGGUAGAAGUGUAGGUCUGUAGGUCUGAUCCCUUCAUAUUUUUGUGUAAACCAAUGAGUAAUUAGGUUUUAGUUGUAAAAUGAAUAUAAAAAGAGCAGAAGACCCACAACAUAAGUGAAUUUAGCUGGCAGCCAUAGUUUUGUAUUUUUACUUUUUAUUUUUUUUAUUCAUCAGAUUGAUAUGUCUGCCCAUCUCUGGGCAGUGUUUCUACUACCCAGCAGAAAUAUAUUCAAAGUGGCUUCUGAGAGAAAUGCCAAGAUUAUUUCCCAAAGACACACACAGUUCUCUAUAUGUCCUUUAUUCCCCCCAUUCUUUCUUGCCUAUAAUAUACAGUCAAGGGCAUUGACUCAUAUAGGAAAAAAAAUACUCUGGUUUCUCUUAGCUCUUCUCCACAAAUCUUUGGACAAAAGUUUAUCCCAUAAAUUGCCACUACAGGUCUUUCUUUAAUUGUGCCUGGAUUGGGGCAAAACUAGAGAUGUAGGAUUGGACAACCUGUAGAAUUGUUGAACAAUUCCUUCCUUCCUUCCCUCACAUGCACACGCACAUCCUUAUAGAACUCAUGAAAGCUGAAAUUCACUGACUUCCAAAAGGCUUACAUGUUGACUGACUCUUGAUUAUAGUUGGACCAGGUUAAGAAAAAGUCAGAGAGUUCUUCAUUUUGAGUUUAAGGGGUUUGCAAAAAGCCAGUUUGGGAAAAGGAAAAAAUAAUUUACUAGAAUCUAGAAAAGUAGUGGAAAAAAGAUACCCAGAAAUAUAAAAAUGAUGUGCUCAUUCAGUUAAUUGGGUAAGUUGGGGUCCUUUUGAAUUAAUGGCUCAGCAUCCGUCUAGUUUAUUAGCAGGUGUGUUUGUUUUAAAAAUAAAAUAUCAUACUUGCUGUUUGCUAGAAUUAGAAUUACCAUGACAGUAAUCAAUGACGUAAUACUGAGCUUUCAUUUCUGUUUGUCUUGCCUCUUAGCUGUAAAUUUGUAAAUAAAGAGAUGCUACAAAAUAUGGCUUCUGUCUGCAUCCUUUAUGGGAAGCUGGCCCGGUCAAGCUGCUCUGGAAUUUCCCUUCAUUUGGAGAAGUGGCAAGGACCAACCAGAUCAAACUGUACUUUGGUAAAAUUGAGCAAAUACAAGCUACAUCCACACCAAUCCUUUCCUGAAAUACAUGUGUGUAAUUUUUACUAUCUUCUGCAACUCUGGGAUCUCUGUCCUUAAUAAAACAUUCAGAUAAUUGUCAAAUU
Molecule: messenger RNA, 3839 nt
Organism: Protobothrops mucrosquamatus (brown spotted pit viper)
Lineage: Eukaryota; Metazoa; Chordata; Lepidosauria; Squamata; Viperidae
Gene: STAT2
Product: signal transducer and activator of transcription 2
Exons: 23
Coding region: 178-2628 (816 amino acids)
Biological process (GO): regulation of cell population proliferation; type I interferon-mediated signaling pathway; defense response
Molecular function (GO): RNA polymerase II cis-regulatory region sequence-specific DNA binding; DNA-binding transcription factor activity, RNA polymerase II-specific
Source: RefSeq, a predicted model, not a curated record